CGUAUUUAUUACGCAACGGAAAUUGAAAGACGAGUGCAAAUUUUAAAUUCGUAGUAUUCAGAUUCGCUAUUUCAGUAUCAAACGGAAAGUGCAAGUGCAACAACGCAAAAAAAAAAUGUUCUCCCUUCUCGAACUGCCACCACAAGAAGAUCCAAAUCCUCUGCCACUAACUAGCAGUCCAUGGCCCAUCCUGAUAAUACUAGCUGUAUAUAUGCUAUUCGUGCUGAAACUUGGCAAGAUAUUUAUGAGAAAUCGAGAACCAUAUAAACUACAGCGAGUGUUACGUAUCUACAAUUUAAUACAGGUGGCCUACAAUGGCAUCUUCUUUGGAGUGACAUUUUAUUAUUUGGUUGUGCGGGUUAUUUGCAAUCCACGCUGCAUGGAGACAUUUCCCUUUGGACAUGAGCACAAAAAUCUCGAGCGUUAUGUGCACUUUGCAUAUUUCUUCAACAAAAUUCUUGACCUACUGGACACCGUGUUCUUUGUGCUGCGCAAGAAAUACAAACAGAUCAGUUUCUUGCAUGUCUACCAUCAUGCCAUCGUCUUGUUCAUCUGCUAUGCAACGAUGCGCUUUUAUGGAACUGGCGGACACCUCAAUUCCGUCGGAUUGCUUAACUCCUUUGUGCAUGCUGUGAUGUAUUUCUAUUACUUUCUAUCCGCUGAGCGGCCUGGUGUCAAGGCCAGCAUUUGGUGGAAGAAGUAUAUAACGAUAAUUCAGCUUAUUCAAUUUGUUCUCGCCUUCAUUCAUGCCUCCUACGUAUUGAUCUUCUCACGAGGAUGUGGCUACCCACGCUGCUUACUGAUUUUGCUGGUUGUUCAAUCGCUAGUCUUUAUGUACAUGUUUGGCAAAUUCUAUUAUAUCACCUAUAUUAGAGCAGCGCAGAAAAAGCAAAAGCAGAGCUAGACGACAAAGUUCAGUUGAUUAAAGCUAAACAUUCAAAAUGCAAUCGCAUUGAACCUAGGUGCAUUAUAAUCCAGAGUAGCUCAGUUGGAUAAGCUUUAAGUAUGUUAGAUAAGACCAUUUACUUAUUUUGUAAAUAAGCUUGUACUGCAUUGAUUUUGCAUUAUAAAUAAACUC
Molecule: messenger RNA, 1078 nt
Organism: Drosophila sulfurigaster albostrigata
Lineage: Eukaryota; Metazoa; Arthropoda; Insecta; Diptera; Drosophilidae
Product: elongation of very long chain fatty acids protein F-like
Exons: 3
Coding region: 116-904 (262 amino acids)
Biological process (GO): sphingolipid biosynthetic process; fatty acid elongation, saturated fatty acid; fatty acid elongation, polyunsaturated fatty acid
Cellular component (GO): endoplasmic reticulum membrane
Molecular function (GO): fatty acid elongase activity
Source: RefSeq, a predicted model, not a curated record